Molecule: messenger RNA, 1395 nt
Organism: Mytilus californianus (California mussel)
Lineage: Eukaryota; Metazoa; Mollusca; Bivalvia; Mytilida; Mytilidae
Exons: 2
Coding region: 133-1062 (309 amino acids)
Biological process (GO): regulation of apoptotic process
Source: RefSeq, a predicted model, not a curated record
UACACGUCCUGUUUGAUCUUAUGAACGGUCAUACAUUGGAAUUGAUUCAAAUCAUUAAAUAAAAAUUAUUAUUUCUCGUUUAGUCAGUUGUGGUUUUUUGUUUGAUGUCAGAGGUUCAAUAUUUUUUUUGCUAUGGAGACGUCACAAAAAAUAGCUCUUUCAAAAUGCAAUAGAAUAUUGAAGAAAAAUAUUACUAAUCUUGGAGAGGUAAUGGAUUUUUUACUGCAGUAUGGUUGUCUGACUUGGGAUGAACGGAACAGAAUUGGCAUGGAAAAAUCUUCAGAUGAACAAUGCCAACAUCUUCUAGAUGUUAUGAUUCGAAGAGGAAGGAAAUGUUAUGAAUAUUUUCUGGUGGCGUUAACUUCUUCGGGAAAUAAUCACAUUGCAGAGGAAAUCAAAAAUACGCACGAAAAAGGUGCUGAAGAGUGGAAAUUAAAAUCAAUGGAGGAAAAUAUAUCGGAGAAAAACGAUACCAUUAAUGAUUUGAUAAGCCGGGUCAACAAAUUGGAGGGUCAACUUCUCCUGAAGUCGGAGAAGGUGGAAGAGGCACACGAGGAAAGAAUAAAAACAUUAGAAGAUAUAAAGACACUCAAAGAACACACAGGUCAGCGAGAUAGUGAUAUCAGAGCGCUCAUCACAAAAAAUGAAGAACUCGAGAGAAUAAUUCAAAAUCUUAAUGCUCAUAUUGAUUACCUUAAAAAGGAAAUACAAUUGAAAGACUAUGCGAUAGAGCGAAUAGAGACUGAUAGGAGAAAAACUGAAAGUGAACAUACAAAAGCCAUGCAGGAUCUGAGGGGACAGCAACAAGAAACACAUGGGGUUUGCGAAGAACUCAUGGAAAGGCUGACUUGCCAAUCAAAAGAUAUCAAAGCUUUAACCAAAGCUUUUCAGAAUGCCAACAACAAAGGCGAAAAUCAUAAAAACAGUGCACCUAAACACCAUCAACUGAGGAGAGAAAACACAGUGGGUUCAUGUAAGAAAGAUCCACAUUAUCUUAACGGACGAAUGUCAACAUAUGCUGUAAAUACGCCAUCGUCGAAAAACAGAAAAUCAACUGAUUAGCUUGUAUAUAGCCGAAUAUGUACAUACCUGAUCACGAUUUUCAAACAAACCUACAAUUUGUAGGUAUUUUCAUAUCUUGUUUUGCUCCAUAAUUAUGAAGAAAUUAAGAUCGGAGGAAGUCUGCACAGAUUUAUCACAAAACGUGCCAUUGUUUGACAUGCUGGUGAUUGUAUAUAAUUUCUCUUGAAAUUUUAUAAUUUGUCAUUUGAAUGUUAAAGAUAUUCAACAUCAUUUGUAUAUUCUCUGCCGUUGAUAUUUUCUCUUUUGUUGUUGUUGAUUUCCUGUUUAUUUUGAUUGAAUAAAAUAAGUAUUAUGACAGUUGAAUAAAGAUAU